Molecule: messenger RNA, 1002 nt
Organism: Aspergillus pseudonomiae
Lineage: Eukaryota; Fungi; Ascomycota; Eurotiomycetes; Eurotiales; Aspergillaceae
Product: bZIP transcription factor
Exons: 4
Coding region: 1-1002 (333 amino acids)
Biological process (GO): regulation of DNA-templated transcription
Molecular function (GO): DNA-binding transcription factor activity
Source: RefSeq, a predicted model, not a curated record
AUGUGCCUAGUUCCAAAAGACGCGCCACCCCCCUCCCUCGGACACUCUGUCGAUUACUAUAGCAAGCACAUGAUGGCUUCCAAUCCAAACCCCCAGCCUAAAAAACGAGAGUCUCGUGCUGGGACGCGAAAGGUGACGUCUCUCUCGGCAGAACAACUCGAAAGGAAGCGCGCCAACGAUCGGGAGGCCCAAAGGACUAUUCGUCAGCGGACAAAGGAGCACAUCGAACGUCUGGAGCACCAAGUAGCGGAGUUAAAAUCAAAAGGGGAACAAUAUGACCAUGUCGUCCGAAGAAAUACUGCUUUAGAAAACGAGAUCAGGGCUUUAAAGCAACAACUAGCCUUGGUAAGAAGCGGACAAGCCUAUUCAAGCCCAGGCGAGGGCUCAUACAAUACCCCUUCUGGGCCAGUACUUCCUUCUCAAUUCACAGAGCCCUUGAGUGUAAAUCCAGUUUCCAGGACUCCGUCGGCUCUUUCAACCUCCAGUCAAGUCUCCGUUGUGCCUGACUGGCAACAGUACGGUUCCACAGGGUCACCAUCUAUCUGUGAAUCGUCGGAUGCAGAUUAUACGAACAGGGUAGAACCUUUUAUAUUCGAAGGCCAGUUACAAACGUCGAAUCCGAUGCCUGUUGCAGCACCCCAAGCUAGCUUCAAUACCCCCACCGGCCAUCCUGCUGAGCCCGGUUUCCACUCAUAUUCACACUUGUACCCAGGAGGGGGUCCCAACCAAGUGCGCCGAGGGGAGCAUCCGCACAACCCUCAACACGUGCAAUGUGCGACAAGUCAACGCUCAAUGUCUGUGCCAACUAUACCGUCAGAACGGGAACUUCGUGGAUACCCAGUGAUUCACGCCGCGCAACAAAACCGAUCAGUCGCCCACCUGACGGAAAUGAUUAAUGAUGAUAACUACCGAACCAUAUACGUUACGAAGUUUUGCAAUGAAUAUGUUCUGUGUUGCAGUGAAUGGCUCUUGGGCAUGCAUGAUACCUCGAAUACGUACUAG